AUGAUUCAUAGAAGUUCUCGUGCUUUGUAUCUAUUUUUAAAUUUGAUGAGACAAAAUCAUCCAGAAUAUUAUCAAAAUCUGGUAGAAAAAUUAUUUGAAGAUUUUUGGGUGAAAUUACUUUCGUUUACACACACAGCACAUUUUUUUAAGAUUGGCCGUGAAAUUGGAAUUCCUUUUGGAGAGCUAGACAAAACUAUAAUGCAUAUUGAUGAUAGAGAUAAUCAUAGAGAUAUGAUCUCAAGAGAAUUGCAUUUAUUGCUGGAAGAAAGGAUAACAUCAAUUCCUUGGUUACGAAUUGAUUCAAUUCCAAAUAAUCAAAAAUUGUUUGGAUUUACAAAUAUUUUGAGACUUGAACUUUUGGAUGAAUUAAUUAAAACUCCAUUUUAUAACCCUUUAAAUUAUUCAACAGAAGAAAUUAUUUAUAAAAAAGAUGAGGAAGAAAAAACAGUUUUGGAGCAGUGGCUGGAUCGAAAUAGAUUAAAAAGGGCGAUGAAAUUUGUUGAAAAAGUUUAA
This is a messenger RNA of Meloidogyne enterolobii, 513 nucleotides long. NCBI's taxonomy places the organism in Eukaryota, Metazoa, Nematoda, Chromadorea, Rhabditida, Meloidogynidae. The record is from the annotation of a GenBank genome assembly.